Messenger RNA from Adineta steineri, 1941 nucleotides. The record is from the annotation of a GenBank genome assembly. NCBI's taxonomy places the organism in Eukaryota, Metazoa, Rotifera, Eurotatoria, Adinetida, Adinetidae.
AUGAAUAAUCCAUCAUCUAAUAUAAAUACAAAUAAUUUAGAUCGAACCAAUGAUGAUUUACAUUGGUUAUUAUUAAUAUGUGGUCAUGUAAUUACAGAAGAAUAUGAUUCUGAUGAACAAAAAACUAUACCUGAAGCUGUGAUGAAUUUUUCUAGUGAACAAGUUAAAUACUGUGAUUUAAAAAAAUGUGUUCAAAUAGCUCAACAUAUUCUUCAACAUCCACAAUUAGAUUUAACUGAUGAAAUAAUUCAAGGUGUUAGUCCUGUUACACAAUGUAUGGUUGCUGUAUUGAAAUUAUCUGAAAUUGAACGAGAACUAUGUAGUAAAGGUCGUUUUGAAUAUAUUAGUGUACAAGUUGCUGUUAGUCUUACAUGGUUUAUUCGACGAUUAGCUGCAAAUUAUUUGGGUUUCGAUGAACAAUCAUAUAAAGAUGUUAGUCAAACAUUAUCAGUAUUACUUGGUAAAGGAAGUGAAAUGUUAGAAUUUUUAACAAAUUAUUUUCUAUCAAAAGUUGUAACAAAUUUACAAAUGUGGGCAUCAGAAAGUGAUGUUAUUAAAGAAACAGCGGAUUUAUUUGUAACAUUAUCAAUAAAAAAAGAAUCAUCAUUAAUAAUAAUAAAAAAUGAAUUAUUUUGGACAUUAGCAAAUAAUGUUAUAUCAAAUCACAUGCCAAUACAAUUAAUUAAUGAAGAAUAUAAACGUUUAUUAAUUAAAGGUAUAACAUGUUCAUGUUUAAAUAAUUCGUCGGAUGAAUAUCGUUUACAUUUUGAUCGUUCCAUAUUUCAAAUUCUUAAUCAACGUUUACAAUCAAUUGUUGAAUCAAUUCAUACAUUAGUUGAACAAAUUAAAUUAAAUAAUACAAGUAAAUUACAUUGUACAACUGCAUUACAAACAUUUUAUAGUGAAAAUGUUUUAAGUCAAAUAAGUACAUUAAUUAAUUCAUAUUGUGGAUUAAUUGAAGGUGGUUCACGUUGUUCAUCAAUACAGAUAACAUAUUUAUUUGAACAUAGUCAACAAACAUUGCAAUAUAUACUUGAUUUAUUUGAUUUUUAUCAUAAUUAUAGUGAUCAAGUACAAAUUAUACUUGAAUUAUUUACUUUAUAUGCUGAACAUGUUUUAGUUUAUUUAAAUGAAAAUCAUACAAAAUUAUUUUAUACAUAUGUAUUAAGAUUAUUACAGAUAUUUACUAAAUGUAAUUAUGGAAAAAAGACAAAAGAAAUCAAUGCUGAUGAAGAUUUUAAUGGACAUAUUUAUACAUUAUUAAAUUGUUUAAACCAUCUUCUGGCAAAAGAUUUUAUUGAUUUUUCAGAUGAACCUUCAACAAAUACAGAAAUUAACGUUGGUAAUGUUGUUUUAUAUGGUUUAAUAAUUUGUUUACCAUUGAUUCGAUCAGAUAAUUUAUUAAAAAUUCCUUCAAUUAGUUUAUGUUAUUAUAAACUUGUUUCAUCAUUAUGUGAACAACAUUCCGAAUGUUUAUUUCGUUUACUUGAUACAGAACAAUUUUCAAUAUUUUUAUCAACAAUUAAAUUAGGUCUUGAUAAUUAUGAUAAUGAAAUAUGUAAAAUGUGUUUAGAAACAAUUCAAAGUUUAACAUUACAUAUAAUAAAACAACCAAAACAAUAUGAAAAUAAUGAAAAAAGUAAAUAUCUUGAACAUUUUCUUGAUUAUCUUUUACAAGAAAUUGUAACAACAACAACAACAUUAUCCGAUUUAUUUGAUACAUUAGCUGGAACAAUUUAUACAUUAAUAUGUGCAUAUCCAAAUCAAUUUUAUAAUUUUCUUGGACAAAUGAAACAACAAGAUGAUAAUUUAACAUCAAUUAUUGAUCGAUUUGUACAUGAUAUUGGACAAAAACAUGAUUAUAAUCGAAAAAUUAAAAUAUCAUUUACUGUUAAAUUUGAAACAUUUGUUACAGAUCUUAGGCGAAUUAUGAAAAAAUGA